Messenger RNA from Syzygium oleosum, 1354 nucleotides. RefSeq names its product protein SLOW GREEN 1, chloroplastic. Gene Ontology annotation, molecular function: protein binding. The coding region runs from base 49 to 1083 and encodes 344 amino acids. Lineage: Eukaryota; Viridiplantae; Streptophyta; Magnoliopsida; Myrtales; Myrtaceae. The record is from RefSeq and is a predicted model, not a curated record. The transcript has a single exon.
UCCCCAUUUUUUUUCUGCAUCCUCUUCUUCGACACCAUCUCCAGCACGAUGAAUUCGACCCUCUCUUCCUCGCCCGCGUCCAGUUUCGCUAAACCUCCUUCCUUCGCGCUCCUCAGUCGACCUCUUCUUCUUCUUCCUCCUCCUCCUCCUUCGAUCGUUCGCUUCCCAGCUCCGAAGCCCCUGGCAGGUCCCUCUCCCCGUCGAAACACCAUCGUGGCUCGCUCCGUCGCCGACCCCGGCAAUCCCCCGAGGAACCCAUUUCUCCAAAAGCUCCGAAGCUGCGCCGGAGCCGCCGUCCUCGUCGGCGCCGCCGUUUCCUUCGUCUUCAGCGCCGAGAAGUCCGCGGCGAGAGCCGAGCCUCCUCCGGCGGCUGUUGAGGCGGAGCGAUCUCCCAGCCUUGAAGAGACCCGAGAGCAAGCCCCGGAAGGCCGGGAGCCCCAGCCCUCGCCGUUGGCGGAGCUCCUCGAAUCGGACCCGGAGUCGGUCGACGCGAUGAGGAAGCUUUUGCAGCAGAAGCUCGAGAGCGGAGCGGACCAAGAGGCUCUCGGGAUAUUGCGGCGUUUGGUUGCCGCUCAGCCUGAGGUCACGGAAUGGAAGUUCUUGCUGGCGAGGUUGUUGGGUGAGAUUGGAGACACCGAGAAUGCCCGCAACGUGUUCGAGGAAAUUCUCGCGGCGAACCCGCUGUCAUUCGAGGCCUUAUUUGAGAACGCUCUGUUGAUGGACCGGUGCGGAGAGGGAGAGGCGGUCAUUAAGCGGCUGGAGGAGGCGCUGAGGAUCGCGGAGGAGGAGAACAAGGCAAAGGAGGCGAGGGACGUGAGGUUGAUAAUGGCGCAGAUACAGUUCCUGCAGAAGAACGUGGAAGGGGCUUUGAAGAGUUAUCAGGACUUGGCUAAGGAGGAUCCUACUGACUUUAGGCCCUAUUUUUGUCAGGGGAUGAUAUACAGCUUGCUUGAUAAGAAUGCAGAGGCGAGGGAGCAGUUCGCCAAGUACCGCGAACUCUCGCCGAAAAAGUUUGAGGUCGAGGGUUAUCUGAGGACACCACUAUCGCGGAUGAAGCUGUUCGGGACAGAUGAGGCUAAUUGAGUUUCGGCGUCUGGUAUUCUUAGCUCUUUCAUCUUUUCUGAAAUAAGGCAGGUUGGAGAGACGGUUCGUUCUCUUGACACCUAGUUUGGAGCAGGAUUUGGGUAAUCCUCUGGAUUCUUGGCAUAUGGUCAGUUGUAGUUUUUGUUUUCUUGUAAUUGUUUCAGUAGUAAUUCGAAAUGGAGAGGUAACUCUAGAGAACUUAUGAGGCUUUAUAGAGGACAAACAGUGCGGUCAGCGUUGAUUACUCAAUAAAUUAGGCUCUAUUUACACA